Papilio machaon (common yellow swallowtail) is the source of this 754-nucleotide messenger RNA. RefSeq lists its product as uncharacterized. The transcript is spliced from 6 exons. Lineage: Eukaryota; Metazoa; Arthropoda; Insecta; Lepidoptera; Papilionidae. The record is from RefSeq and is a predicted model, not a curated record. Bases 47 to 676 code for a protein of 209 amino acids.
UAAUGUUAAUUUUCAUUAAAUAAAUAGAAAAAUUUUACGCAUCCCAAUGUGUUUAAUUGUGGAAGUUAUUCUGCCGACGAUACAAACAUUUCUACUUCUAUUCUCGUUACGAUUUGGUUGCCUUAUUAUUCUCGCUUGGACAUCUUUCAGAUCAUGGUUCGGCAUUGUCUUCUUCUCGUCAGCAAUACUCGAAGUGCUAGCGAGACGCAAGUCGCCGCUGCACAUGCUACUCUUGUGGCCAAAAAAGAAAUUCUUAUUUGAUGAUAACUUCUACCUCAUAUAUUACUUAUAUGUAUCCCUACUAGUUGUUGAGGCGAUACUGUUUGUGUUUUGCAUCGUUUUUUUCACUUGGGGAAUGUAUAAGGUAAGAUCGCGGCCUCUACGACAAUACCUGAUCUGUCGCUGCGUAACAUGGUUAGCAGAGGUGGUGCUGCUUCUAGCGUUGUGCCUUAAUCACAGGAAGCUCAUAGGCUGGUACUUGGUCAUGCUGAUGUUUGUCAUUCUGGAGUUCUAUUCGCUGAUAACUGUGUACAGUUAUUACGUGAACAUAACAACUGAGGAAAAUGAUCCGCGAAACUAUCCCGAGAAAUUGCAGAACAUUUACGACACAAAUUCAAAAGGUAGCGAAGGACAAUCGCAAACAACUUCACUCGUAACUCAUUACUAUCGCCGUUAAAAAAUGAAAAAAUGGCGUAUACAUUACCUCGAAUGGAAAAAUGCUGUUGCAUUAGCUUGAGGACUGGUUCUCUUUUAG